This is a messenger RNA of Zeugodacus cucurbitae (melon fly), 4300 nucleotides long. RefSeq names its product integral membrane protein GPR180. The transcript is spliced from 5 exons. Lineage: Eukaryota; Metazoa; Arthropoda; Insecta; Diptera; Tephritidae. Gene Ontology annotation, biological process: response to pheromone; G protein-coupled receptor signaling pathway. Bases 377 to 2080 code for a protein of 567 amino acids. The record is from RefSeq and is a predicted model, not a curated record.
GCUUUGUGAUGUUUUAUUAUCAAUUCGCGUGUGUGUGCGCUGGUGCAUUUUUUUUGUUAAAUUUCAACAAUGAUUUAUUACAAAUUUUAGCGCUGUGCAAUAUGUGAAAAAAGCGAAAAAGUGUACCAAUAGUUACAUACAAUUGUAUAAUAAAUAUGUGGAUAAAGCUGCAUAACUUUUAUAAGAGGAAAAACAAAAUUGCAGCACUCCGCCCAGUACGAAAUUCGCAACAACAAUUUCUAUAGAAGUGCAUAUUUGGAGUUGAAAAACGCACUCAGCGGACAGACAGACAAAUAAAGCAGCGCCAACACAACAUUAAAAUUACGUGAAGUUAAACAAAAAAAGUAAUAAAUAACAACAAUAUACAAUUGGCAUUAUGAAGCGGCAGCGGCCGCCCUCUUGGCUGCGUCUACUACUUCAAGCGCUCCUCUGGUUGUAUGCAUUUCAAGCGCGAUGGGAUUAUAGUAAUGCCAUACACCUGACAGGCACUUUUCACACUGAUGACUUUUUCAAAGUUAUCACCAAAUUUGGUUUCCAAAAGGCCGAAGCAACUAUACCGCACGGUGGCUCAUUUGGCUACAUAUACGGCAAUAUAACAGCAACAACAAAUACAUUUGUGCAACCCAUUUCAUUGGUAGUGCUGGACAAAGUGGCAUUUGUUGAUUUCUAUAGCAAUCGUAGUCAUGUAGAUCAUGAGUUGGCGUGCCAACACAUGUUUGCGCAUUUGCAACCGCUGAUAUAUGAUGAGGCAUGCAACAAGCAGGGUAAACGUGAUUAUGUGCGCCGUGUACCAUGCCCACUUGGUCAGCUAUGUGCUGACGAAGAUACGCCCAGCAAUGUAAUACCACAACAACAAUUCACCUACACUAUAAGUGAAGUGACAGAGCCGAGAUUCUGGUAUGUCGCGCUCACUGCCUGCUAUCGCAAUCGCACCACAUGCAAAUGGCAAGCCUACGAUCAUCUCAAAAGUCAUAAUGAGCUUAACUAUGAUAUAUACGUGGUCAAUACGCAUCCUAACAACUCCGCGGCGCAUCCACUCACAUUUCAAUUCUCCUUCGAUCAGCAAAAUCUAUUGGAAAUGUAUAUGAUAUUCUUGCUGGUCUAUAUGGUGCUGUUGCCGGUGCAAAUUUACGCGGUGCGUCUGCAAAAACAUCCCGUCACGCGUUUAUUCACGCUUAGCUUAGCCAGCGAGUUUGUCAGUUUGGCCUUCAUCACAGUGCACCUGAUAAAGUUCGCGCUAAAUGGCGUGGGCAUGCCGAAUAUGCAGACAGCGGGCGAUAUAUUGGAUAUAUUUAGUAGAACCACAUUCAUGUUGAUAUUGCUGCUGCUGGCUAAAGGCUGGGCCGUGACACGUCAGCAAAUCAAUCGUACUGGUUGGAUUAUAUUGAUGAGUAUAUGGGUGCCCUAUUGCGCAUUUCAAAUGUUCCUCUAUGUUUGGGAUAAGACGGAGGUGGACAUUAUAUCGGACAUUGAUGAGUAUCAAACCUGGCCGGGUUGGAUUGUAUUGAUAUUGCGCACAUCAUUCAUGACUUGGUUCCUCUACGAACUGCGCAACACCAUGAAGUACGAGCAUUCCACCAAAAAACUGGAUUUCCUGCUGCAUCUGGGCGCCUCUAGUCUAGUGUGGUUCAUUUAUUUGCCCAUUGUUGCCAUUGUAGCGCUGCAAGUGAGCCCCAUGUGGCGUUACAAGCUGCUGCUUGGCAUUACCAAUUCGGCGGACUGUCUGGCUUACUGUGUAAUGACUGGGCUGCUGUGGCCCAAUCGCUCCGGUCAGUAUUUGCUGCUAGCCGGCAACAAAUACACCGGCAUGGAUGAGUUGGACGAAUUCAACGAAGCGCCACACAUUGUACGCGAACGAGAACGGCGCCGCAAUUCACCCGAUGCCAUAAUCAUCGCCAAUGGCGAGCUAACGCAAACACACGCAAAUGGUGGCAGCGGCAUUGUGACGUCAGUGGGUGCUAAUAAUUUGCUUGCCACAAAUGCGGUGAAUGGUGAGGCAUGCGUGGAGCUAUUGGAUGCAGAAGAUUUGGAUGCGGUGCUUUUGACCGAUUUGAAUAAGAAUAGUCAUGUUGUGGCAUAAGUGUUAACGUACGCGUUGUUGUAGUAGUAGCGCGCAAAAGUGAAAAAAAAAACAUUAACUAAAACUGUAAACGCUUGUAGUUUUGUGAGUUAAAACAGUUAAAUGUGUGUGUUUUUUACUAGAACCCGGCGCACAGACGGCAUGCGAGUGAAAUAGUUUGUGAUGCGCGCUUGUCGGUUAAAAUGUGUUAACGAAUGGCGUUGUGCAUCAUGUGAUGAAUAUUUUUUUAUGAUUUUACAUACAUAUAUGUAUAAUUAAUUAUACGUUCAAAAAUAUUGCUUUAGUUUUGUAUGUCGAUUUUUAGUGCUUACAAAAUACGUUUACAUUACAUUAGUUUUUUAGUUUAGUUUUACUAUAUAUAUAUUUACAAAACUAUGUAAUCGACAUAUUUCUAUUGUGUGAUGUAGUCAAGUAUGUAUACAUAUAUGAAACAACAGACAUUAUUAAUUGUAAAGUAGGACGAAACUCAUUAUUAUUAUUAUCAAUAUUAUGCACUUGGUUAAAGCAUAAUAUUAAACUAUUUAUAUAUAUACACAUAUAAGGUACACAUUUCAUAUUAUAUUGUAUUUGAUUUCUAUAACGGAUAAUUUAGCGUUUACUUAGCGUUGUAAGCACUGUUUGAAUGCGCAUUAUUAUACAAAACUAAUUUGGGUAGUUAUGUCGAUAGUUACUUUAGCGUUAAAAAGAGCAGGCAAAGCAAGAAAUGUAGUAGCGUUACAGUAAUAAAAACAAAAACAAAAAUAAAAAAAGAAACAUGCUGCAAGUACACAACGAUUUAUGCAGCCUUGUGCUAUAUGGACUUUGUAAAAUGAACUUAUGAUUAUUACUGUAACAAAUUAAAUUUGAAAAAAAACCGAAAAAAAUAAAAAAAAAAAAUAAAAUCACGAAAAAACACAAAAAUAAUGCAAACUGAAUAAAAAACAACAAAAAGUAUGCAUUACUUAAGAGUGUGUAUAAACGCAUAUACCUAAACGAGUGUCAAAUUAUAUUUGUAAAAUGCACAAUUUUUUGCAUAUUUAUUGUAUAUUUAGUGCGUUAAGCACCAACCCUACAUAACGUCCCCCACCCCAAAAAAUAAAGAAAAAGCAUAAAACUGAACGUGAGUAGCUGAAAAUAGCAAGUGUUUGGAAUAAAGGUACGAGAGGAUAAGUGAAAGCUUAAAAGCAAGAGAAUGUCAAUAAAAAUGUAUACAAAAAUACAAUAAAUCGAUAAUCGAAAGAAAAAGGGAGAUAUUAAAAAACAAAAUAAAAUAAAAUACAUAAAAUGCAAAAAAGCGCAUAAAAAAAAAAUAAAAAAACAUACAGAAAUUCAAAAACAAAAACAAGACAAAAAUAUUAAAUAAAUAAUGAAAAUGAGACAUUCACUGUUGUCGCUAAACGCUAAAAUACAGUCGAAACAAAAUUAUGAAACGUUGAAUAAUUAAAAUAACAAAAAUUUUCCAAAACAAUUGAAGCAAAAAGUAAAACAAAUUUAAUAAUAAUAACGAAAAAAUCUAAUUUAAAAAAUAAAAAUAAUUGAUAAAGACAAACAAUUAAAAAUAAAUUCAAUAAAAAAAUUAAAGAAUUAAAAAUUAAAUAAGAAACUUAAAUAUAAAAUAAAAAAAAAAUUAAAUAUGACAUAAAACAAUUAGAAAUAAAAUUAACAAAGUUAAAAAAGAAAUUUACAAAUUAAAAAAAAAAUAAAUUUAAAACAAAUAGUAAAACUGCGCAUAAAAGAUGAAUUGAAAAUAAAAAAUAUUGGCGAAGAAAAAACUUAAAUUAAAUUAAAAAAUAAAUUUAAUAAAAUAAUAAAAAUUAAAUUUAAAAUUUAAUAAAAAAUUAUAUAUAUAUAAAUAUUUGAUAAUAAAAUGAACCAAAUUAAAAAAAAAAUAACAAAAUUAAAAAAAUUUAAAAAUUAUAUAAAUUUAAAAAACUAAAAUCUGCGCAUAAAUAUAACACAAAAACUCGAUGUUUGUAAUUUUCUAGAAAUCAGCGCAUAAGAAAUACAUAAAAGCCUACAUAUGUAUGUUACAAUCAUUAAUCACGAUGAUUUUUCAAAAAACCACAGGCACUAAGUUUUUAAAACAAAAAUGUGCUCAGUGUGUGCGAAAAUUCGCAAUGUUCGAAAUACAAAAAUAAAAAACUACAACUACAUACAUGCAUAUUCGUAUUACAAAUUUAAUUUUAAGCUGCAACAAUAACAAUACAUACACGCAAACAAAUGUACAUAUGUAUGUAUGUA